AUGGAACCUGGAAACCAAACACGUCCACCAACAUUUCUCCUCCUGGGACUUUCACAAGAAGCAGUGCUACAACCUCUCAUCUUUUGGCUGUUUCUGUUCAUGUACCUGAUAACAUUCAUUGGAAAUCUUUUCAUCAUUGUGGCCAUAAUCAGUGACUCCCACCUCCACACCCCCAUGUACUUCUUUCUAUCCAAUCUAUCCUUUGCAGACAUUUGCUUCACUUCCACCACCAUCCCUAAAAUGCUACUGAAUAUCCAUAUGCAGAGCAAAGCUAUCACCUAUGGAGAAUGCCUCACCCAGAUGUACUUUUUAUUAACUUUUGGAGCAUUAGAUAACUUCCUCUUGACUGUAAUGGCCAAUGAUCGCUUUGUGGCCAUCUGCCAUCCAUUGCACUACAUGGUCAUCAUGAACCCCAAGUUCUGUGGAAUCCUGCUUCUAGUAUCAUGGAUAUUGAGUGUCCUGGAUUCUCUAUUACAUUGCCUCAUGUUUUUGAGACUGUCUUUUAGUACCGAAGUGGAAAUAGCUCACUUUUUCUGUGAACUUAAUCAGGUGGUCCAACUUGCCUGUUCUGACACCUUUCUCAAUGACAUCAUCAUCUAUUGUACCACAGGACUUCUGGGUAUUAUUCCACUUGCUGGUAUCCUUUACUCUUAUUCUAAGAUUGUCUCUUCCAUUUUGAAAAUCUCAUCUGCUAGUGGCAAAUAUAAAGCCUUUUCCACAUGUGGGUCUCAUCUUACAGUGGUCUCAUUGUUCUAUGGGACGGGACUUGGCGUGUAUCUUAGUUCAGCUGCUAUUGAAAACUCCAAGUAUAGUGCAAUCCCCUCUGUGAUGUACACAGUAGUCACUCCUAUGCUAAACCCCUUUAUCUACAGUCUUAGAAAUAAGGAUAUAAAGCAGGCCAUAAUUAAACUCUUCUGUUGA
Suncus etruscus (white-toothed pygmy shrew) is the source of this 921-nucleotide messenger RNA. RefSeq names its product olfactory receptor 7A5-like. Gene Ontology annotation, molecular function: olfactory receptor activity; G protein-coupled receptor activity. The transcript has a single exon. Gene Ontology annotation, cellular component: membrane. The coding region runs from base 1 to 921 and encodes 306 amino acids. The record is from RefSeq and is a predicted model, not a curated record. Gene Ontology annotation, biological process: G protein-coupled receptor signaling pathway. Lineage: Eukaryota; Metazoa; Chordata; Mammalia; Eulipotyphla; Soricidae.